Messenger RNA from Guillardia theta CCMP2712, 1905 nucleotides. RefSeq lists its product as hypothetical. The transcript is spliced from 6 exons. Bases 1 to 1905 code for a protein of 634 amino acids. The record is from RefSeq and is a predicted model, not a curated record. NCBI's taxonomy places the organism in Eukaryota, Cryptophyceae, Pyrenomonadales, Geminigeraceae.
AUGUCUAGGAAGAUGAGAAACCCUCCAGCCUCCCUGGGGACGCUCGUCACGCGGUCGCAGCUGAUGCUUCUCUUCUUCGUCCUCCUCAUCAUGGCUUGGAACUCUAUCUGGCUCAGCAGCUCCGGCUUCCGCAAGAUCGAGCGCCAGGACGUUCUGACCCGUGUGCAGGAGCAGGUGAAAGCUGCCAAGGCGAAGGGAGAGAAGGACAAGGAGCGAGGAGAGGAGAACAAGUGCACUCCUGUGGUAGCUCGACUGAGCGAGCUCGAGCGCUACGGGGUGGAGUCAGGACGCGCCAUGUCUGGCUCUCAGCUCUCAGACUUCAUCCUCAAGGCUCUGGAGACUGUUCCUCAAGAUACCAAGCCGCUCUGCGUGAUGGAGGUCGGGACGGCAGACGGGACGGGGACGACGGUGCAGCUGGUGAACGCUCUCUCCAAGUUCUGCGGGAAGCACGGAAGAGACUGGCAGCUGGUGACGUACGAGGGACUGACGUCCUCCUUCAAUGAGGCUCAGAUGCACUGGAAUGAGCAGAGAAACGUCAAGGUGGUGAACGAGCUUGUGAUGACCCGCGAGAAGCUGCAGCAGUUCGUCCUGCCCAACAUCGAAGGAGGGGAGGGGUCCGAGUGGCCAAGCAAGCAGUUCUACCGCAACUUCUACCAAGGGAUCGACAAGCAGAUCGCCUCCCGCGAGGUCGCCAGCUGGUUCCAGACGCGCCCGCUAUGCAAGCCGGACAUGGUGCUGAUCGACAGCACGCGGUUCGCUCACCUUGGAAUCAUCGCGACCAUCCUCGACACGCCAGGGAUGGCGGAUGAGCGGACGGUGUUCCUGAUCGAGAACGACUUCUGGAAGAAGGAGGACGGACACGAGUGGGUGAAGCGAACCCAGCGGGAGAUCAUCGAGAAGGGCAUCUACGUGGAGGCGCCGCUAGGUGAGGAUCACCCCAAGGGCGAGAAGUGGCCAUGGCUCUACUUCCGUGCGAGGAUGAAGCAGCCAUCCGCUGCUGCCGUCGCUGACCCCAAGGAUCGCGAGCCUACACUUCCGCGUCCGCUGGUAAGAAGUGAACCCACAAUCUUGGGAGAGGAGCGGAAGGAGGAAACGAGAAAGACUCAGAGCCGGGAGGAAGAGUCAGGAGGAGGGACGAAGAAGAAGUCUUGGAUACAAGAUGAUGCCAAUGGCGAUGGCGAUGGUUCUGCUCCACCUGCUAAGAAAGGCACCUGCACUCAAGUCAUCCCCAGUUUGAGCUUGACAUCAGAACUGAACCUCUUCCUUCGCAAAGUCUUGAAGAGCGUCCCUGCCGGCAGCUCCCCCGUCUGUGCUGUUCGCGUGGGAACGUCGGAGGGGACGAGCAGCACCGAUCAUCUGGUAGACGCCCUCAACAACCAGUGCGAGGAGAAGCAGCGAGACUGGAGCCUGACGCUCUUCGAGGGCCUCACCCGCAUCUUUCAGGACGCGCAGUGGCGGUGGCAGGAGCAGGGCAAUGUGAAGGUUAUCAACGAGCUGGGCUUGAGCCUUGAAAACCUCCGCAAGUACGUCAUGCGUAAAGUGGAAGGAAGCGAAGGGAACGAGUGGCCGAGCAAGGGCUUCUACUCCAACUUCUACGCCGACUUCGAGCGGCAGGUGGCGAGCAAGGAGCUCGGCCGUUGGCUGCAGACACGGCCUGGAUGCAAACCAGACGUAGUACUCAUCGACAGCACGCGGUUCGGGCACUUGGGAGUUAUCGUGAGCAUGUUGGAAGGGGAGGGCAUCGCAGACGAGAAGACCAUCUUCAUCAUCGAGAACGACUCGUGGGAGAAGGGAGAUACCUUCAAGAUCCUCGAGAGGCAUCUCAAUCUGGAUAAGAUAGACAAGGAGCAUCCCAAGGGAGAGCAGUGGCCUUGGCUCGCGUUCCGCGCACGCCCCCUCGACUAG